This is a messenger RNA of Blastomyces dermatitidis ER-3, 1548 nucleotides long. RefSeq names its product DNA repair protein Dds20/Mei5, variant. NCBI's taxonomy places the organism in Eukaryota, Fungi, Ascomycota, Eurotiomycetes, Onygenales, Ajellomycetaceae. The record is from RefSeq and is a predicted model, not a curated record. The transcript is spliced from 3 exons. Gene Ontology annotation, biological process: DNA recombination. Bases 230 to 1057 code for a protein of 275 amino acids.
AAGGUUGAUGUCGUCAUCUCACGUGGUUUCGUGGCAGCUCUAUCUUAUCUGUUCGCGCCAACCACGCGAACCAAGACAGCGCCCGAUAGCUUUUGUCGAUGCUCUCGAAUUGCUGCGUCAAUGCAGUAACAACGGUUACCGUACGAGUCCCAGCCGUUCAAAAACUUAAGUGAUGCUAUCACGAUAAACAUUUAUCGAAUUCGAGCCGCUUCCCGCUUGAAAACCAGACAUGUCGUUUCACGCAGCCAAACGCCGUCGACUCGACCAAGCUACACACACGCUCUCCAAGCCCUUCAAAUCCCCACUCCGUAAACAAAUCCAAAACACAUCUGCAGAGAACGGCGACGAGAAAGCCGACGGCGUGUCGAAAUCAAUAGCUCCAGUCGACGAUGCAUCUCAUAAUACAACCAUCUCCGCCGGCGCCCAACAUUCACCACACACCCCACGUCCCGCUUCCGCAGCCAUCAAGCGGCCCACCACAAUCCCACCAACCCCACCACCUACCAUAUCGACACCCUCACCAAGCGCACCUCCCGAACUCCUCGCUCUCCAAAAGCAGUACUCUGCCCUGACAACACGCCUCGCAAAACUACGGAUGGAUCUUGAUAUUGUUACACAGGCAUUGAAGCUCGAGCAGUCGGGGAAGGAUGCGGAGCUUGAAGUGCUAGUUGCGAAGUGGAAGACUGCAAGUCGGGAGGCGGCGGAGGAACUGUUCGUUGGCGCUGAGGAGAGGGUGAAGAGGAUGGGUGGUGUGAAGGGGUGGAGAGAGAAUAUGAGAAAAGCGCAGGAGAGGAGGACGAGGUGGGAUGAGGAUGAGCGCGAUGUUGGCGGUAAGGAUGAGAUGGGGAGUGAGGGGGGGGAGGUUGAAAGGAGAAUAGCGGAGAUGGAGGGGGAGAUUGAGGGGCUGGAGCGCAGGAGUGAUGGCAAGGAUGGAAAUAGAGAUAAAAUUGGGGAAGGUGAUGAGGGCGAGAGUUUCACGAUGGAUAUGAUGCUAAAGAGCUUGAAUAUUGAACUUGAUAUCAUCGGAUUCGAUAAAGAUACCCAGCAAUGGGUAUAAAUCCAAGUCUACAGUCGAAGGUAUGACAAAGAGUUACUGCAAACCAAAUGAUUUACCACGUCUCUGUUGCGUGAUCGCUGAGCUAGUAACAGUUUGUCUAAAUAAGGGGCUACAAUGCUACUGCACCAACAGGUUAUUCAGCUGCAGCACGACGAAAGCAGUCUAUAGUUCUCUAGGUUGCAAUUCCCGAACGACAGGCCAUAUAUAGACGCUUGUCGAAUGAGGGGUUUUGUCAUCGGACUAAGGAAAUCUCUUUUAAUUCGUAUCAUGAAUAUGCCAUUAAAAUUCCUUCCAGCUACUUUAUCUCUUAGCACUAUAUCAUUAUAAUUUAUCUUUCAUACAACAAUGUCCUAUAUUUUCUGUGGAUGAACGGAGCGGUCUCUAAAAGUUGCAAAGCCUUAAACCAUUUGUUCUACCCACGUUCCCUACGUUUAGAAAACAAUGCCUGGUAUAACAAUCGGCAGAGUGAGAAUUAUCAAAUCGUAUUCCCC